This is a messenger RNA of Thecamonas trahens ATCC 50062, 978 nucleotides long. RefSeq lists its product as uncharacterized. The coding region runs from base 24 to 971 and encodes 315 amino acids. NCBI's taxonomy places the organism in Eukaryota, Apusomonadida, Apusomonadidae. The record is from RefSeq and is a predicted model, not a curated record. The transcript has a single exon.
CAAAGACAGAGGACUACCAGAGCAUGGCAACGACAGAGACAGCGGGUGAGACCGCAGCUGGGACAGGCAAGACGAGGCCAGCAGAGGAGAGUCCGCUGGCGCUGUUCGACAACGAGACGCUGGCGCAGUUUGCCGAGCUCGGCAUGGGUGAGCUGCCGGCGUCGGCCAAGGUGCUUGGUACGGCGGACGGAUGGACGACAGUGAUGGCGGUGGAUGUGCUGGAAGCGCUGACACUGCGGGCGUGCAUUGAGCUGCGAUUUGGCCGGCACGAUGCCGCGGCGCGGAUUGUCCAUCAGGCCAUGAUUGUGCAGUACGGGCUGAAGAUGGUCGACGACGCGGCCGAGAUCGCCCCGGCGACGCCGCAGUCAGCACUGACGCUGGCGCUGGAGGCGGUUGCCCGCGACGCAGCAAAGCCGCUGGCUGCCCUGGCUGACGACGCGUCCAACGUCGAUAGACUCCAGGCGCUCGCUGCGGUCUCGCCCUUCCACGCCGAUGUGCUCGAGACGUACACCCGUAUUGCUGCAGACGUCGAGGCGCUCGAAGGCGAGACGCCUGCUCUCUCUGAGGAUGAACUGCAGCAGAUGGCCGAGCUGGAGAAAGAUCCGCAGUUUGUCGAGCUGCGGACGGUCCUGCUCUCACUGCCGGCCACGCUGCGCGACGCCAUCCUGGCUGAGGACCUUGACAAAGUCCAGGCUGUGCUAGACGAGUACGACGAGGGCGAGCGUGACGAACUCAUUGCAAAGUGUACUGCCGUCGGCCUCCUCGAGCCGUCGAUGGCCUACACUCUCAUCCGUCCCAUCGUCGACUGCUGUGGUGGCUCGAGGCUCCGAGCCCAGAUCGGCCUCUGCCUCGUCCUCAUCAUUCUUGUCCUUAUCGGCCUCUUUGUUCCCUCAGUCUACACAAACUUUUCUGACUGGGUUAACAGGCUUGUUGGUCUCGCUCCACCGUCUUCUACCCACAGUGAACUCUAAAGAAAAC